Dothidotthia symphoricarpi CBS 119687 is the source of this 1353-nucleotide messenger RNA. RefSeq names its product alpha/beta-hydrolase. The annotation marks the transcript as partial. NCBI's taxonomy places the organism in Eukaryota, Fungi, Ascomycota, Dothideomycetes, Pleosporales, Dothidotthiaceae. Gene Ontology annotation, molecular function: dipeptidyl-peptidase activity. The record is from RefSeq and is a predicted model, not a curated record. The transcript has a single exon.
CUCGUGAGCUGCCGCGGCACAUUUGGAUCUGGCGGCACAUUUGACGCGUGGCGCAACGAGGCGCAAGACGGGGUGGGUGUUGUAGAGUGGAUGCGGACGCAGGAGUGGUACACGGGGUCGUUUGCCACGAUGGGGGGUUCGUAUCUGGGCUUUGUGCAGUGGGCGCUUUUGCAGGAUCCGCCCGAGGACAUGGUGGCUGCUGUGAUCCAGUGCUCGCCGCAUGACUUUAGCCAGCAUCUGUGGGGAACGGGAUCGCUAGCUCUGGAAUUCGUCACCUGGGGCGAGACGAUGGUGCAUCAAGAAGGGACGGGGUUUCUCGCGACGCUCAAGAGUAUGAAUACGCCGAGAAGGAUGAGACCGGUUCUCGACCGCGUGCCGUUGGCGGAGGGGGUGAAGGAGUACCUUGCGGGGAGCGCGCCGUGGCUGGAUUUCGUGGUUGAUCACCCGGAUACUUCGGACCCGUAUUAUGAGCAGAUGAAAUGCGGACAGGCGCUAGAGCGCGCAAAGAUCCCUAUCUUCCUGGUGGGCGGAUGGUAUGAUGUCUUCGCGCGACAGACAAUGGAGCAGUACACUCGGCUCAGCGCGCACAACCCCAACAUCGCGCUCUUAAUGGGUCCAUGGCACCACAUGCAAGUCGGUCUGCAAUCAUCAAUCAACUGGAAGUCGUUCAGCUGGAUGGAAGAGCAUCUCGCCAAGCGCCCACCGCGCGCAAAAGACGCAGCAGUGAAGUACUUCACAACGGGGGCCGAAACCUGGCGCUCAGUCGACAAAUGGCCACCCCCAACCCACGCGAAGGAACUACACCUCCACCCCAACAACCUCCUCGCAGACACCAAAUCAUCAACUCCUCACCACUCCUCCUUCACCCUCGAUCCCAACGCCCCCACCCCCACAACAGGUGGCAACCUGCUCCUCGGCGGCGGAAGCGCAGACGACACGUCGCUCUCCCACCGCGCAGACGUGCUAAUCUUCAUCACCGAGCCCCUUCCCUCGGACCUAGAAAUCGCCGGUCCCAUAGUCGUCGAGCUAUCCCACUCCAGCGACGACCCGCACGUAGAUCUAUCUGUCAGGCUCAGCGAAGUCAGUGCGAAAGGGCGGUCGCGAGGGAUCACGAAUGCAUACCAGCGGCUGGACGUGCAGCGAAGCGAGAGCAUUGUUACCCUCUCUUUAUACGAGCGCGCACACGUGUUCAGGAAGGGGAAUCGCAUCAGGCUGAUUAUUGCGGGGGCGUCGCAUCCGCAGUUUGCGAUUAAUGAGGGGGUGGGGGUGGAUGAGGUGUCGGGGAAGCUGAGGUGCGUGACGCAUACGAUUGCCUAUGGGGGGGAUUGCGUUUCGAGGGUGGUGUUGCCGGUU